AUGUCUUGCUGCGGAGGAAGAUGCGGAUGUGGUGGUGUUAAGCCAGCUAAUGUUGAUGACGAACAUGUUAUCCAGGCUUUCAAGGAUGCUGUUGCUCUUGCUAACCAGAAGAACGGAACAAAUCUCGAAUUUGUUGAGCUUAUCACAGCUACACAGCAGGUUGUUUCUGGAUUCAUCUUCGAGGGUGUCGUCAAGACAAACGAUGGUGAUUACAAGGCUAAGAUUUGGUGCAAACCAGGAAACACAGAGAAGGAACUUCAAUCUUUCGAAAAAUACUAA
This is a messenger RNA of Trichomonas vaginalis G3, 279 nucleotides long. RefSeq names its product cystatin family,phytocystatin subfamily. The coding region runs from base 1 to 279 and encodes 92 amino acids. The record is from RefSeq and is a predicted model, not a curated record. NCBI's taxonomy places the organism in Eukaryota, Parabasalia, Trichomonadida, Trichomonadidae. The transcript has a single exon. Gene Ontology annotation, molecular function: cysteine-type endopeptidase inhibitor activity.